Rhizopus microsporus ATCC 52813 is the source of this 1650-nucleotide messenger RNA. Its product is annotated as acyl-CoA dehydrogenase NM domain-like protein. The transcript is spliced from 4 exons. The record is from RefSeq and is a predicted model, not a curated record. Bases 32 to 1597 code for a protein of 521 amino acids. Gene Ontology annotation, molecular function: heme binding; flavin adenine dinucleotide binding; oxidoreductase activity, acting on the CH-CH group of donors. Lineage: Eukaryota; Fungi; Mucoromycota; Mucoromycetes; Mucorales; Rhizopodaceae.
UUUUCUUUUUCUUUUUUCUCUUUUGUAUUAAAUGAAGACAUAUACAAAAGAGGAAGUGGCAAAACAUAAUAAAGUGGAUGACUUGUGGGUCAUCAUUGAUGGCAAAGUUUUUGAUCUAACAAAAUUUGUGAAUGAACAUCCGGGAGGAAAGAAGGUGCUGCUGAAAAAGGCAGGAAAGGAUGCUAGUAAAGAGUUCAAGACGUUCCAUAAUGAAUCUAUCAUGCAGCGUAUUGGUCAGCCUAUGCAGAUUGGUGUUCUCGGCACAGAUGUUCAUCAAUCACCGUCACAGCAAUCAGAAUCCAAAGAUCAAGCUGACAUAACCCAACGGUUUGGAGAAAACAUUCCUUACAGCGAUCCAACUUGGUAUCAGGAUUGGAAUAGUCCAUACUAUCAGGAAUCCCAUAUUCGCCUAAGAAAAGUCAUGCGAGAAUGGGUUGAUAAGGAACUGACUCCUCAUUGCCAUGAAUGGAGCGAAGCAAAAGAAUUUCCUCGUUCUGUCUUGAAGCGAGCUGCAGAGGUAGGUUUUCUUUCUGCUCUGCCAAAUGGUGCAAAUAAGUACCCUGAGUUACUACCCUAUGGCUUUCCUGCAGGCAUACCUGCUUCAGAAUUUGAUAUAUUUCACGAGUUUAUUUGUGUUGACGAACUAGCUCGUGCCGGUUCUGGUGGCCUCAUCUGGUACCUGGAAGGCGGCCUUGCCAUUGCUCUUCCUCCCAUCAUUAACUUUGCUAGCGAUGAAAUCAGAAACCGCGUUGUACCUGAAUGCUUAUCUGGAGAUAAAGUGAUCUCCUUGUGUAUCACAGAACCUUCGGCAGGAUCUGAUGUAGCCAAUCUAACAACCACAGCCAAAGAUAUGGGAGACCACUUUCUGGUCAACGGAGAGAAGAAAUGGAUCACGCAAGGCUUGUUUGCUGACUAUUAUACGGUAGCCUGUCGAACGGGUGGGCCUGGUAUGGGAGGCAUUUCAUUAUUGCUAAUUGAAAGAAGCAUGCCUGGAGUCAGCGCGAGAAAGAUGGAUUGCCAGGGUAUGUGGGGGUCAGGCACUUCCUACAUUACUUUUGAAGAUGUCAAAGUGCCCAAGGCAAAUCUUAUCGGACAGCUUAACCAAGGAUUCAAAUAUAUCAUGCAUAAUUUCAAUCAUGAGCGACUUGGUAUUGUCAUGCAAGCUAGCCGUCUGUCCCGUGUGUGUAUUGAAGAAGCAUUCAAGUAUGCUUUAAAACGCAAGACAUUCGGACAACGGCUUAUUGAUCAUGCCGUGAUCCGUAAUAAGCUCGGACAUAUGAUCCGUCAAUGUGAAGCAACGCACGCAUGGCUCGAGUCGAUUCUUUAUCAAGUCAAGACAUUACCUGAAUCUAGCCAGCCUUCACUGCUAGGUGGGCCCAUCGCGCUUCUUAAAGCUCAAAGUACACAGACAUUUGAAUAUUGUGCAAGAGAAGCGUCUCAGAUCUUUGGUGGUCUCGCAUAUACUCGAGGUGGUCAAGCUGAAAAAGUAGAACGAUUGUACCGUGAAGUACGUGCGUAUGCUAUACCUGGUGGCUCAGAAGAGAUUAUGCUUGAUUUGGGUGUUCGCCAAGCUAUGAAAAAAUGUGCUCACUUGUAAAAAUAAAGCAUUUUCUUUUUAUAAAAAAGCGUAGUCUUUAAUUUUCCCAGCAG